AUGAGACUCUCACGGCGUGGGCUCGGGAAGCCCCAGCCGUCAUUCAUCCUCCUCUUGGUGCUGCUGCUGGCCAUUGCUACUCGCGUGGUCGCAGACCCGGCGGGCGAUGCGAAGACGACCUCUGCGACAAAGGAUACCGCCCAGACCACCGCUGAUCCCUCCACCACUGAUAGCACCUCCAGCACAAGCACCACUUCGUCCUCUUCUUCAUCGACGUCGUCAACAAGGUCCACCUCUAGCACGACUUCCUCCUCAUCUACAACCUCUACGACCAUGGAAUCUACAACGACGACGUCUUCCUCGUCGUCUUCCUCUACCACCUCCACUUCCAGCGACAGCAGCACACCAUCCGUUUCCACAACAACGGACUCAACAUCCUCGUCUUCAACCUCGACAUCCGGCCCGAUCGUGACCAUCCCCCCUACCGCAAAUGCGCCGUACAUGCAAACAACGAAUGUUCCCGAGGGAACAGUGUUUAUCGCCGUCGGUGCGAUCCUGGGGCUGAUCGGGCUGGCGGUCCUAGCCUGGCGCGGUAUGGUUGCAUGGUCUGUGAAUCGCUCAGUGCGGCGCGCAGCCCUAGCACAAACCUCCGAUAAGAAGCGACUGUCGCGACGCGCCGGAGGCAAGAAGCGCUCCCACGGUGUUUACGCCACAGCACCGGGCAACGAUGUAUCCCUCGAUAAGCUCGGCGCAGCCACCCGCGCAAACUACAAGCCCUCGAAGCGGGGUCCCAGCACAAACAGCGGCUUGUUCUUCUCGCCGACGGCCGGUGGUGCGGGAUCGCAUCAUAGUCUCAAUAACGCGAGUAACCGUGGUUCGAGUUACCUGCCCGCCGGGUACUAUGCUGCCGCUGGUACCUCUACGCCAGUAAGGGAUGCGAGCGGGUCACAGACCAACAUUUAUUCUCCUACCGCUGGUCUCUCCUCGCCUACAGGGUUCCAUACGGGCUCCUCUCCAUCUCUCCCUGCGGUCGGUGGCUACCCCGAUAUGCCGCAUUCUCGUCACUCCCAUCUCGGUGCCUCCACCAGCUCGCUGAACCUCAGCCAAGCGCCGCAAGGUCGUGCACCGAGUGCAUACCUGGAGGAUCUCUUUGAAAGCCAUACAUCGCCUCGUCAUUCCGAAUCUGGUCUUGGUCGUCACCCGGACUCUGGUCGGCGAUGA
Molecule: messenger RNA, 1161 nt
Organism: Penicillium daleae
Lineage: Eukaryota; Fungi; Ascomycota; Eurotiomycetes; Eurotiales; Aspergillaceae
Exons: 1
Coding region: 1-1161 (386 amino acids)
Cellular component (GO): fungal-type vacuole
Source: RefSeq, a predicted model, not a curated record